AGACCACGUGACCAUCACUGCCACGCGACGUCAGUGGCAGAUGGCAUGGAUACCAGCUCUCGCAGUUGGCAUCGGUGUCAUUUCUCAAACGAGGGAAAGAAGUGAAGAGGGGGAGAAAGAGAACGGGAGAGAAAACAGAAAGGGUGGGAAAGGAGAGGACUGGAAAACCCGGCAGACAUUUCCGCUGUAAAAAAGGUGCUAUCGCCGAAACGGAGCUGGAACAUGAAAACUGCAUGUUAACACAGAAUCCAGGAGAAUGUUAACCUUACCCUUCGAAGAACCCGCUACGAUGCCCGAGCCGCGGUUUGCUGCCAACUUUCCUCCAGAAUGCGUCGCUGAAAACAAAAGCAGAAGGCGCGAGUCGAGUCACAGAAAACUCGACGCAAGCCCGAUCUCAAAGGCUAAGGAGGCGCACGAGGAAACCUCGGAGAAGGAAGAGGACGACAGAGAGGACGACCCGGACGAGAACGGGCAGCCAAGACGAAAGGGUUCUCGGAAAAAGAAGGCGGGCACGGGACGGCAGGAAAGGGUCAAAGUGCGGCGCCAGGAAGCCAACGCUCGGGAGCGCUCGCGCAUGCACGGACUCAACGACGCGCUGGAGAGUCUCAGGAAAGUGGUGCCCUGUUACUCCAAAACGCAGAAACUGUCGAAAAUCGAGACGCUGCGGCUGGCGAAGAACUACAUCUGGGCUCUGUCUGAAACCCUGAGCGUCGGCAAAAGGCCCGAUCUGCUCGCCUUCGUGCAGACAUUGUGCAAAGGGCUCUCGCAGCCCACCACCAAUUUAGUGGCGGGAUGCCUGCAGCUCAACGCCAGAAAUUUCCUCACAGAUCACAACGGGGAGGCCUCGUUCACUGGCAGGCCCGCGUACGACGCCGUUUACGCUCCUUAUUCCGGCUCCGAGACGGGCACACCCACAGGUCACGGCGGCGGCGGGACCAUGGACAGCGCCAAGCCGUUCAGACCGUACAGCUACUGCAGUUCCUACGAGUCCUUUUACGAGAACCCGUCCCCCGAGUGCACGAGCCCUCCUUUCGAGGGGGGUCCUCUCAGCCCCCCAAUUAACUUUAAUGGGAUAUUUUCCCUUAAGCACGAGGACCCCGCUGACUAUGGUAAGAGCUGCCACUACGGCAUGCGUUACUGCACGGUGCCAGCCAGGGGCUCGCUCGGCCAGAACUCCAUGUUUACCGUGUCCGCCGACAGCCAUUUCCCGUAUGACUUGCACGUGCGCGGCCAAUCUUAUGCGGUGCAGGACGAGUUAAACACAGCUUUUCAUAAUUAACGAGAGAAAGUGAAAAGGUUGUCUCCCCUCUGCCAGCUAAUUACUGAAAACAGAUUUCUCCGCUUGACACGGACGUGAAUUAUUUAGAAUGUGUGGCGUAUUUUGUAUUUUUUUUUAUGUAGGAGUUUCGUCGCACUUGAAAUGGUGUUCGAUUUGUUCGUUCGUUUAUGGUAGCUACAUUUUAAAGGGGAUACUGGUCUCUUGGCUACAUCUCUCGGUGAACCCAUAGAAAGGGAAAUUCACAAUGCAGGCCUUUAUUGUUCGGUAAUCAUUGAGAAUAUUUGUAUAAAUACGAAUAUUGCUUGUAUUUGUGAAAUGAAUAGCUAUGGACGUGUACAUUUAAUCAGUUUAAUAUUUGUGCUUUAUUAAAUAUUAGAAAGGCAAACUAUUUCAAGGUCUAAACGUCCUUAUUGUUACACAAAACAUUUUACAGUCGAUUCAGAACGCUUAAAUCACAAAGCAAUAAAAGGCCAAGACUAACUAUGCAAUAAACAACGACCUUGCCCAUCUUACCAUUUCCCAUCAGAUCAGACUUAAUGGAAUACGACCAGUGAAAAUAAUGAUUGAUCCUCCCAAUUGCACUACCAAUUCUUGCCCUGUGGCACGCGCCCGUAGGUUAGCCAUAGAAAUCGUUUAACCCGGCAGGCGAACAAUUCGUUGUUUUAUGUAUAAUUGGUGUGUGUGUGGGGGGGGGGG
Molecule: messenger RNA, 1975 nt
Organism: Anguilla anguilla (European eel)
Lineage: Eukaryota; Metazoa; Chordata; Actinopteri; Anguilliformes; Anguillidae
Product: neurogenic differentiation factor 6-B-like
Exons: 2
Coding region: 257-1279 (340 amino acids)
Molecular function (GO): protein dimerization activity
Source: RefSeq, a predicted model, not a curated record